Myripristis murdjan (pinecone soldierfish) is the source of this 2284-nucleotide messenger RNA. It is a transcript of the gene fam89b, whose product is annotated as family with sequence similarity 89 member B. The record is from RefSeq and is a predicted model, not a curated record. The transcript is spliced from 2 exons. The coding region runs from base 296 to 814 and encodes 172 amino acids. Lineage: Eukaryota; Metazoa; Chordata; Actinopteri; Holocentriformes; Holocentridae.
CAUCUGUGAUUAACUCGCUUGCGUCUCUGAGGAACUGUAGGCUAUUUGCACCUUUACGGAUACCGGUAAGCUGCCGCUGCUGCGCACAGGGAGGGAGUAGCACCCAUAGGUGGUGGCUGAGACGUCCGUGCGGUGCUAAGAUUGAUGUAGUGCCUUUGACAGUUUUUCCUGAAUGGACAUUGUUUUGUCUGACUGAGACGUGCAUCCUGGUCAUACAUGCUCGCCAGACGCCUGUGAUACUGCGGCGUUUCGGUUGUCUGCCGUGUGGUGCUGCAUCCAAAAGACGGGGUCUGGGAUGAACGGGACUCAGUGCAGCGCCGCUGACUGUCCGGCUGCGGGUGUUCUUGCAGUCGAGGGGCUCCCACCGCUGCCCAAAGGCCUGAGCGGCAUCCUCAACUCCAACGGCGGCUCGUGGCGGGACAUCGAGAAGGUGCACAGCAAGAGAGCGCGCAUCCAGGCGGACAUCAGCCGGGGCGACGGGGGCGCGCCUCGCCGCCACAGCAAGCCGGCCGGCCUGGACGCUGCGCUGGCUCUGCUGCGCAAAGAGAUGGUUGGUCUGCGCCAGCUUGACAUGUCCCUGCUGUGUCAGCUGUGGUCUCUCCAUGAGGCCAUCCAAGACUACAAGGGUUCCUCACUUCUCUCUGAUGCCUCUUACAAUGGAGACAAUGGAUAUUCUGAGGAGGAGGAGGAGGAGGAGGGAGAGGAGGAGGAAGAGGAGGAGGUCGCAGCAGCUCCUUCCUCAUCCCUGCCUCUGCCUCCAGCCACCAGCAACUCCAGGGAUCAGUGGAUCAAAGACUCCUUUCAUAUUCCCUAAUAUGUUUUACUCUUUAUGAAAAGGAUUUGCAAGGCACUUGUGCUCUUUUGCUGUUUUACAUUCAUACAGUACACACUGGUGACCACUGAGCUGGAUGUUAAGUGCCUUAUUUAAGGGCAUCCUAGACUGUGGGGGAGAGUCUUAUUCAUUGACUUUUAAUUAUCAAAAAUGUCCAGACGUCUGCUUCUCUAACCUGUAGUCUGCAGCUGUCUCCUUACUGAAUAUACAGGGUGUCCACCAAAAAGUCUGGAACCCAGCAUUAGGCACUGAAAUACACUGCAGUCGUAUACUUGAGGGCACAUGACCUCUCAAAAACAUAAGUGCUAGCAAUCAGUAAUUUGUGUUCACUUUACGAUAGGGCUGGGCGAUAUGGACAAAAUGUCACAAUGUCAAAUGUCAGUAUUUUUGACUGAAUACCUCAAUAUCGAUAUUGUAAUGAUACUGUGGGGCUGACUGUUGGUGCUUUCACAAAAUAUUUACACAAAGAAUUUUUGGUAAACAAUUAUUAGUGAUGUGAAUGUGAUGACCAAACAGGUAGAGGCAAAUAGAAUAACUACAACAGUGUAAUAAGUUAAAAUUGCAUCCCUUUACUGUUAUCAUACACAGGCCGUAUCAUGAUGACAUUAUCCAAAAUCCCAGACGAUAUAUAGUCUCAUAUCGAAAUAUCGAUAUAGCAUCAGUAUAUUGCCCAGCCCUACUUUAAGAUUAAAGUAAAUCAUGAGGCAAGAGAGUACUCAGUAGUGAGAGCCUUGAUCAAGAGAUCCAGUGCCUUCUACUCUGUGAGCCUUUUCAUACCCAAAGAUAAAGUGGUGUUCUUCAGUGGAAUUCACCUUUAACCUAAAAGACGCCCCUGCACUUAAGGCAAAUUAAGCUCUCAUUAACUGCGCUCAAGUCAUAUGUGCCUAUAUAUAUGAGUUGAGCCCCAGCCACAGUGUAUACACUGUAUGUACUAUAUCACUCCAUAUAUACUGUCUGUUUACAAUCUUUGGUGUGGUUAUUAGGGCUGGAACUAACAAUUAUUUAAAUUGUUGAUUACUCUUGAUGUUUUUUGACUAACUGACUAAUCAUGUUGUCUAUAAAAUGUUAAAAUGACUGUUUCCCAUCACAAGUUACCAGAGCCCAAAGCACUUACUUAGUCUGACCAUCAGCUAGAAAAACAAUGUAUUCAUUUUAUACAAAUAUGGAAUGGAGAAAAGCAAGCUUUUAUGAAGCCGUAUAUGGAUGGCUAUACUUACUUGACCAAUGAUUAAAUCAAUUAUCAAAUUUAUAAUCAAUUAAUUUUUUGUCAAACUGCUGACCAACUAAUCAACAAAUUAUUUCAGCACUAGUUAUAUGUCAAACCAGCUCUACAAGGCUAGAUGUUUUAUAAUUCCACAUUAGGAAAUGUCACUCCGCUCAGCAAACAAACAAAAUGUAUUACAGUUUGGAAAUUCAAUGUUUUGACAAAGCCGUUGAAUUAAUUUGUUUAAC